GCUGGGCAUUCAUCUCGUAGUUGUGGUUUUAUUGUCAACUUUAUUACUGUCGCUGUUCGUUGAUUGCUGAACUUGGCAGGCCACAAUGUCGGACCUUUCAGACCUUAAUAAAGACCUCACGGCUGCGCUGAAGAUUCUUAUCUCCCAUAGUCAAAACAUCACCCCCGGCACUCAACCAUUGAUCUCUGCUAACGCUCCACACAAAGUCCUUCGCGCACGAUCGACAGCUCUCGCGGCCAUUUCUAGAAUCCAGACUCUCCUCGCAAGCCCCUCCGACUUCCUGCACCACCUCGCCGUCCAAAACCAACUGCUCGCUUGUCUGCAAUGGCUCGGAGAAUUCCAAGUCCUUGCAUGCAUCCCACUUCAGGGCAGCGUUCCCGUCAAAGAUGUCGCCGACCUGGCUAGCGUUCCUGAGACGCACCUCUCCCGCGUCGUCCGAAUGACAACCACCGCCGGGUUUUUGCAGGAACCUCAGUCAGGUCAUGUCGCACAUAGCGCACUCUCCUCUCCGUUCGUCACGAAGCCAUCCUGUCUCGACGCCGCAAUGUUUCUCGCUGGAACCGUUGCCCCAGCUGCGCUACAGUUACCCACAGCAACGCAGCGUUUUGGCUCGUCGUUGCGCACAAACGAGACGGCGUACAACCUCGCCUUCAACACCCCCAGCACCUUUCCCAGUAUAUGCGAGCAGAGACCCAAACUGCAGCGGCAAUGGCCUGCGUUUCUCCGUUACGGCACCAACGACGUCGAUGAUCAAGUCACGGAUCUUCUGUCCAGGCUAGACCAGUUUCGCGGAGGAACCAUAUCUGUCGUCGAGGUGAGCGCUCGCUCCAUCGACCGCGCAACAUUCCUCGCAAAUCUUUAUCCAACCCUGCACAUCAUCGUCCAAAACCCAACAGCAACAUCUGGCUCAGCCUUCGACGACAUCCGCCAACUCACCACAAACAUCAACGCAAACGCAGCUUCCAACAUAACAAUCCAGCACCGCGCUGUUACAGCCCCGCAACCAAUCCUAGAUGCCUCGAUCUACAUCCUACACCUCCCCCAGCCCUCCCCAAUAACCCCCUUUGCGGCCCUCACGCCCCUUAUAGCCGCCGAGCUCCGCGUCCACCUCGACGUCCUUCGCGCCAACCCCACCGCAACCCUCAUCCUCACCCCUCGUCUUCUACCCGAGCCCGCAUCUGUGGAUCCAGAUGUCGAGGCGACAGCACGACUGCGUGAUCUUGCGCUGCUACAGCUGGCGAACGAGCGAGAGAUCGGUCUGGAGGAGUGGAUAAAUAUCCUCAAUAGCGUGAGCGAUAAUAUGGGCAGACUAGUGGUGGUUAACAAGAUAAGGUCGAGGGAGAGUGUGGUUGUGCUACUGGAGGUUAGGUACCAGGCUUUCAAUCGUACAUCGUGGACCAAAGAGACUGCUACGAAAGCACACUUGAAACUAUGCUUGGAUUUCUAUGCAAAGGAACGAUUUGAGGGGGAACUUUAUUUAGGGCACGGCCCCGUUAGCUCUUACGAAUAUGACUUUUGAGUCGAAAAGUAUAUAAACCCAGAUAACCACUUGACCAAAGCAUCUGGACUCGUUAGUAAGGUUGCAUGUUAUUCCAUUCCAUCAUACGGCUAUGCUUUUCUGUCGGGAAGGUGCUGAAAAUCGCCUAAUGAUCUCCC
Aspergillus calidoustus is the source of this 1656-nucleotide messenger RNA. NCBI's taxonomy places the organism in Eukaryota, Fungi, Ascomycota, Eurotiomycetes, Eurotiales, Aspergillaceae. The record is from the annotation of a GenBank genome assembly.